AUGGAGGAGGGAGAAAGUUGCGGGAGCUUGCUACCGCAGAUGCCCUCAUUGCUUCAUGGUUUUAAGUUGUUGCGCGCGACCUUGUGGUAUAUCUGUUUCCCGGAAGAAGUUACGGUGUACAUUGAUCCCAUAAUUCGUUUUAUUUUCACGGUCUACCAUCUUCCCCCAAUCGCACUUGUCCUGGCGCUCACGCACAGCGGGCUUGAGCGCAUUGUCUGGGUGCUUAUUGUCCCCGUCGCACAACAGAUGGAAAAGCAGCCCUAUGACUCCUCGUGUAUGACGACAUUUAUGCUUGGAAUGUACCAUAUUUUUCUUCUGAUUUUGCCGUACUCGACGUUGGGGGUUGCCGUGGCAACACUUGGUCAUAAAGUUCUUCAUUGCUUUCUGGAGACGAUGGUGGAUGCUCACUCGACGCACCAGGGAAAGGAUUACCCACUUUUUGCAGCUCGGCUACGAUUUAUCAUGCAAGACAGGCAGAGGUAUUAUGUCUUUCUUGUUGUUUUAUUUCUCCUUGUUUCUGUGGCACUUUCAGGACUGCAUACUGACCUUCUUGUGGCAUGGCCCGCACGUGAGCCUUGGGUGGUCACCGGUGCAUGGUGCAUCAUUGCUCUGCAAGUCUCCUUUGUAUGGGGAUCUGCAAUCAGUCAUCCGGAAUUACCUCCUCACCCUUUCAUCUGGAGACGCAUUGUGGGGAUUGGGGACGGUGAAUUUGCUCGGUUUUUUUGUGGUACGUGGUGGAAAUCGUACAUUCAUUACAUGCGUUACAUUGCAAUUGAAAUGGUUGCUUUGAUUGCCUUUGUAGCCCUCUUCUUUCGUGGGCCUUUGUACGUCCUAUCAUCCUCAGUGGAGCUUGUUAUGUAUCUAAAUAUGCCUCAUCUUGUGGGGCAUACCGUGGUUUCUAUUUCAGUCUCCAUUAUUAAUAUUCAAUGCUCCUUAAAGUGGUUAAGAAGGCAUUCUGACGCCGUUCUUCCGGUCAUAUUUAUUGCUUCUCCUUUCCAACUGUUGUUGUUUCGGGCCAUGUUUUACUUCCGCCAUCACCGGAUGACCGUUUUAUUACUUAUUGGCGUGAAUGUUCUUUUUAUUCAACGUGUCAUUGAUCUGGUACGGGAAUUUGAUGUAACGGAGGCGGGAUCCGUUUAUUGGAAAUAUGUCGAUAAGGAUGAGCCUAUUCCACCAUAUCUUUCUGUCAUUUUGGAGAAUGCGUAUGAAACGAAAUCGUCCCAUAUUGACGUCGCAAGCCUUGACUAUUUGAUCGACAUUAAGGCCAUGAAAAUCCAUCGUGAUGGGGAGGAGGUGGAUCUUGAGCGGAAGCAGAUUACCGAAUAUGGAAACGCCCAUAGUUUCAUUUGGGAUGGUCGGUUCUAUGCGUAUACCGUUCCUAGAAUGAUUUCCGUGCAAAGUUCUAGACACUUUGGUGGCAAGCACUUUCGUCGAGUGUACGUUUUGCUUCGCAUGAUUACAAGUUGUUGUUUGAUGGCCUUUACAGCCCUUGUGAUGGGUCUUCUUUUCCAGGCGGCCUUUCCACAGCUGCACCCGUUGCCGGUUCGUGUCUCCGUCUCGGCGGACGGCAAUGCAUUGACCGUCGACCACAUUGUGUUACGCAUGCACCUCCUUUCUGGUCAAGCGGAUGUGACGCCAACUCUUCCUAUUGCAUCUUCGGCCAUGGGGUCCGCCUCGGCUGCCUUCAAGUGGCACAACGCCACCUCCUUGGGGGAGGACUGGUACUCCUCGUUGUGUGCGAGGACUUUCCAUGACAUUUCCAUCUGGGAAAUCUCUCUGCUCGCACUGGCCUCGUACCUCUCCAAUGAUGAUGAGGUCAAAGAGAUGCUGGACUUCAUGUCGAUGCACAUGGGUAGCGACUGGGUCGUCCGCGAGCGUCACGGAACAGAUUGCAUCUCUAUUGACUCCUCCACGCAGCCAACUGGGUGGGAUGGGUAUUAUGAUUUUUAUAGUGCCAAGCAUGAUAUGUCCAUCAUUGCUGUUAGUGGAACAGACAUGACGUCAUUUCGGGAUUUUCUCAUAGAUGUGAAUUUGUUUUUUGAAGUUGUUUUGUACCACCUGCUCUCAAAUAUUAUUCCAGGAGCUGUCAUCCUUCCUUCAGAGCUCAUUGCAGAUCUCAUUCGUCUGGCGUCUCUUCCUGCAGCCAAAAACCGAGAGUCCGAGACAUGGGAAACAUUGGUUUCCAGCCGGAACACAAACCUUCGCGUCUGUGAGAAUAAUAACUACAGAAGAGAUUACUUUGCCGAUGUUUACAACCAUCUUGCGUUCGUAGGAAGCCGUCCGAAUCCGCCGAAGCACGUUCUUCUUACGGGUCACUCCUUGGGUGGCGCUGUUGCGUCUGUCAUUGGUUCGCGGAUGGGCAUUCACGCUGUCGGCUUUAGCGCCCCUGGCAUCUCACUCUCACGCAAGAAGUUUGGCAUUGACCUUGAGAGCAUUCAUAAAUUUGUGACACGUGUUAUCUCCUCGCAUGACAUCUUUCCCAUGAUUGGGGGCAGCGGAGGGGAGGAGCAUCAUGUCGAAUGCCUGGCGAAGACGCGAGAGCUCUGCCACGCCAUGGAGUUUCUCGUGGGAACAUUAUGGCGAUCAUGUGGCUCCAUUCGAGCGCGCUACCCCUCGAUCCAUUCAGUUGUUUAG
Trypanosoma cruzi is the source of this 2634-nucleotide messenger RNA. RefSeq lists its product as uncharacterized. The record is from RefSeq and is a predicted model, not a curated record. NCBI's taxonomy places the organism in Eukaryota, Euglenozoa, Kinetoplastea, Trypanosomatida, Trypanosomatidae. Bases 1 to 2634 code for a protein of 877 amino acids. The transcript has a single exon.